Messenger RNA from Cercocebus atys (sooty mangabey), 3703 nucleotides. RefSeq names its product family with sequence similarity 13, member C (gene FAM13C). NCBI's taxonomy places the organism in Eukaryota, Metazoa, Chordata, Mammalia, Primates, Cercopithecidae. The record is from RefSeq and is a predicted model, not a curated record.
AAGGUAGAGCGAGCGUGCCGGGCGAGCCCGGAGACUUGCCUUGCAAUGCCAUGUUUGUGUGUGUGCUCUAACUCCCGGAGAGCAAUCAGGGAGACGGCUCCCCGGCCAGACUUGGCUGAUGUUUUCUUGUUUCUGUUUCAGCCUUCAGGAUAAUUCCUUCAGCAGCACCACUGUAACAGAGUGUGACGAAGAUCCAGUCUCUCUACAUGAAGACCAGACUGAUUGCUCCAGUCUCAGAGAUCCUGACAAUAAAGAGGAACUACCCCGACGCAGGGGGCCUCUGGUAGAGGAGCACGCGCCACCUUGGGAGCUGCAGCAGCAGAAUGUAGAGCAGACUGUUUGCUGGGCCGCGUGGCUCCUCUACGCGAGACCCAAGAAAGAAGCCCCAAUGUGGAUAAAGCAAGUAACUCUUCAUAAAAAAAAAGUUCCCGGUGAAGAAGAGCCCAAAGUACCAUCUUCAAAAGCACGAGAACGCGGGAGGGGGAGCAACGAGAGAACAGUCAGCUACAAGUCUUACCUGAUGCUUGUUGCCAUCAUCAAAACACUGAGUUCUAACGAGUGUGCUAUGGGAUCAUCAUUCCCCAAAAUCCCUUAUAUGGGCACAACCUUUAUGAAUUUAAAAACAACCCUCUUUGAAACUGAAGAGCAUCAUCAUAGAUGUUGUGCUACUGACAUUUCGGGGUUCUUUUUUUCACAAAGUUUGGAUAUAAGCAGCCAGCCAGAACAUUGUGGCUUUGAAAACUGCUGCUCUAGACUGAGGAUACUGUCACAGGAGACAGAGCAUGUGGUAUCCAGCCAGUCAGAGGGUCAGGUGAGAGCAGGAACACCAGCUCAUGAGAGUCCACAAAACAAUGCCUUCAGGUGCCAAGAAACAGUGCAACUUCAACCAAGAAUAGACCAGAGGACUGUCAUUUGGCCAAAGGAUGCUUUUGAAACUCGGCAGGACUUAAAUGAGGAUGAAGCUGCUCAGGUGCAUGGAGUCAAGGACCCAGUGCCAGCAUCGACCCAGAGUGUGCUUGCCGAUGGGACAGAUUCUGCAGACCCAUCACCAGUCCAUAAAGAUGGGCAGAAUGAGGCCGACAGUGCACCAGAAGACCUCCAGUCUGUGGGGACCAGCAGGCUGCUCUAUCACAUCACCGACGGUGACAACCCACUGCUGUCACCACGAUGCUCCAUCUUCAGCCAAAGUCAGAGAUUCAACUUAGACCCCGAGUCAGCCCCAUCUCCACCCAGCACUCAGCAGUUUAUGAUGCCGCGGAGUUCUUCACGCUGCAGCUGUGGAGAUGGCAAGGAGCCACAGACCAUCACCCAGCUCACCAAGCACAUCCAGAGCCUCAAGCGGAAAAUUCGGAAAUUUGAAGAAAAAUUUGAACAAGAAAAGAAAUACCGGCCUUCUCAUGGUGACAAGACUUCUAAUCCUGAAGUCCUGAAAUGGAUGAAUGAUUUGGCUAAAGGUCGUAAACAGCUCAAAGCAUUUCUCUUAGAACUAAAGCUAAAGCUGUCAGAAGAACAAGGGAGUGCUCCUAAAGGUCAACCUAGAAACCUGUCCUGUGAGCAACCGACAGUCCCCAGAGAAAAUGGGAAGCCGGAAGCUGCGGGCCUGGAGCCAAGCUCCUCUGGAGAAGAGACUCCAGAUGCUGUUUUGACAUGCCUGAAGGAGAAAAGAGAGCAACUUCCUCCCCAGGAGGAUUCUAAGGUAACUAAGCAAGACAAGAACCUCAUAAAGCCGCUUUAUGACCGAUACAGAAUUAUCAAGCAAAUCUUGUCAACGCCUUCCCUUAUUCCAACAAUUCAGGAGGAAGAGGACUCUGAUGAAGACCAUCCACAGGGAAGCCAACAACCUUCUUUGCCAGAUCCAGCAUCUCACCUUCCUGUUGGUGACCACCUCACCUACUCUAAUGAGACUGAGCCUGUUAGGGCCCUUCUACCAGAUGAAAAGAAAGAAGUAAAACCACCAGCUCUCUCCAUGUCUAAUUUACAUGAGGCUACCAUGCCUGUACUUCUUGACCAUCUCCGAGAAACUAGGGCUGACAAGAAGAGACUGCGGAAAGCCUUAAGAGAAUUUGAAGAACAGUUUUUUAAACAAACAGGAAGAAGUCCACAAAAGGAAGAUAGGAUACCAAUGGCAGAUGAGUACUACGAAUAUAAGCACAUAAAAGCCAAACUGAGACUAUUAGAGGUCCUCAUCAGCAAGCAAGAUGUGGCCAAAACUAUUUGAGGUUCAAGAAAUGUUAUGAUCACUUUCACCCAUGAUAUAAAGUAAAGUUUAUUUUCCUCUGCCAUCCUUGCUAAGUAGUUUUGACACAAUGAAAAUGCAAGCACUUUAGUGGUAGUAUUAGCUGUUUUCAAGAAGGAAUAGCAAGUUUAAUUAUAUACAAGGAGAAGGGAUUUAAAUGGGGGGAAGGAUACAACAGGUAGCCUUAUAAUUGGGAAAAAAUUCAGUGUCCUCCAUGCCAAGCAGAAAACUCAUAGUCAAUACAAGUAUUUUAAAAAAUGUCUAAUCUUUUAUCAAAUCUAAAUAACAUAGCUAGGAUGCUUGUUAGGGAAAGUUUAUUUAGUAUCUAAAGAUUGUUUAUGUUGAUGUAUGGAAAAGAGCAUGAUUUUUAAAAAUCAAUCAGAGGAGGAAAAGAAAUUCUGCUUUUCAAGUAGGAAGGAAUGUACCUAGCAAGAAAGUAAUUUAUUUGAAACUUCUAAUGGAUUUUUGAGAGAUAAAACAUUUACUACCUUGUCCCUUAAGUCUGCUAGGCUCUCAGUACCCUAAAAUAACCUAGAUUGUGUUACUGCUAUUUUUUUUAUUUCUCUAUAAAAAUAACACAUUAUUUUAUCUGUUAUUUGAAAUUUUACAUUUCUGGUUACCAAAGUUCAUUCUGAUAGCAUGUACUUUGUGAAUUAUUAUCUUUGUCUAUAACUGACAGAUGUUUAUAUUAAAAUAAAAUAUUGUAUUAAAAAUUUAAAAUAGGUAUUUUGGAUAGAUAUGUGUCUGCAGUAUAUAAUCUAAUAUGUCCAUAGUAUUAUUGCUAAUCUUUUUGUUUACUAUAAGAUGAUAUAACUAUUUUUUCAUUGGGAAUAUACAUUUUUCUUAAUGUUCCAACAUCUAUACUUUGUAAAGUCAAAACAUUUCCCAUGAGCUGUAGUUAUUCUUCCUUCUGUACAAAAUGAAAGGUUUGGAAAUUGCCCUGAUACCUUGAAAAAGAAGCCAGAAUAUUUAUUUGCUUCAUCAACUUUAGUGUAUAUCAUUUUGUGUUAUUUUAUACUAAAACAUGUUUAUUAUUUUCAUUUUUGUAAAAGAAAGUAAAAGGUCAACAUUUUCUCUCAUAUACCAACCUUGUUUGUAUUUCUAUUUUCUGUAACGUUUAAGUAUGAUGUUGAAGAAAUUCACAUUUUCUUAUAGUUUGGAUGGGAAGACUAUUGACUAUUUCAGAAACAGACUAUUUCAGAGGCUUAUUGUUUUCUCUGUAUUCACCUAAUAUUUUAUAACUUUUAUGAAUCAGAAUAAUGUCCUUCAUACAUUUGUUUAAUUGAAGUCAUCUACUUGUAACAGGACAGAUACACAACUAUUUGAGGUUUACAAAUUACAUCUUUGAUAAGGGAAAUGGUUUCGUGACAUGUACACAAUUGCUAUUAAAAUGUAACUCUAUAUAUUCUAUAUGAUUGUAAAUAUUUUAUACAACAAUACAAAUAAAAUAUUUUUCUAUUAUAUUUA